AUGGCUCGUUCGGAAGGAUUCCUGUCUACGGGUCACAGGUAUUGCAGUGCGAUGCCAGCUCUGGACAAGUUCUCGUGCUCCAGCCUUGUACCUACUGUCAACCCCUGCUGCAGAAGUUCUUUUGUAGUGCAUCCCGCCUGGAUUGCCGAGCCCCUCACCCCCCAGAGGUGCCAAUGGAUUAACCACUGCCUCCUCUCCCCUGGCCCAGCAUGGAAGAGGCUGAGCACAUCGGGGAGAUCAGUGGGCUUAGACAGCAAUGUCCCUGUGCUGGUGAGAGGGGGACAAGAUGGAUUUUAUUACCGUGGUACAGUAAAAGAGGAGAUAGAGCGCAAUGAAAGAGGCAUGUUCCUGGUAGAGUUUGACAAACCACUUGUGUCACGUGGAAGGCAUCCAGUGUGUGUGCAAAAAACAGCAAAGGAUGACAUCCUGGAAUACGUGAAUGGGAUGAAGCACUCCUUACUCCCUGGAGACAAAGUGCUGGCACCCUGGGAGCCAGAUAUGGCCAGGUACGGCCCAGGAACCAUCCUCACGGGCAUUGAGACAAGGGACCCCUUACGAGCCUCAGAAGAUGAAGAAAUUAUGGUCCAGUUCUGGAAUGACAAGAAAGUGAAACUCGCGCGAGGUGUGGCUCUGUGGGUCCCUCCUAGCCUGUGGGAGAGGAUUGUAGAGAUGAUCCACAUGCCCUUCACCAGCAGGGUGAAGCCCAGAGAAAGUCCGGACACUAACUCUUGUAUUUUUUCCUGCAGUCCUAAAACAGCCCUCAUUCCUGUUUGUGCUGUGCAUAGCCUUGCCAAGCACUGCUUGCUCUUCUCACCCUGCUGGCCACAUUUCCACUAUCACUGUGAUGGUAUAUGCUGUUUGUCAGCAUAUGUAAGGUGCAUCUGCUGCUGCCAUCCCCAUGUUGAUGCCUGGUGGCCUCUUCCAUCCAAGUCUCUGGUCUUUCAGAGCGAAACUGAAGAGGGAGACUCCAGCAGCGAGCCCUCUCCAUGCCUUCUAGAACUGAAAGGCCCAAAACAAGAAGCAGCAGCAGGUGUGGCAGCAUCUUCCCCCUCUUCUGAUUCAGAGUGGGACCUGGAGCCAUUCCCCACUAAGAGUACUGUGGUGGACAGUGCUGUUAGCACAGGCUCCGGCUGUCUUGAGAAGCCCAGGCUAAAGGAUUCUGCAAGACCUGAGUGGAAAUACUGGAAAAGAAGCCACCACAAGUCCCAUCCCAAUAAUUCAGGACUGGGCAGUUGCAGCAGCACAUGUACAAAGGGCAAGCUGGAAUCCAAAGCCAUCUCCGUUGGGGACGUGUCCUGUGUUGCCCCGACUAAUUGGAGUGCAAUGUUUGAAACCAUCGAGCAGUCUCCCAGAGGGCAGCUCACAACGAAGGAAAUCUUAAGAGACCAAGAUUUCAAGCCGUCAUUGGGAGAAGAAGGUUUUGCAGCAUCAGAAAAACAAAGAUGUAAAACAGAUGAAAGAAAACAGUCAGAUGAUAAACAUAAAGCAACUUGCAUAGGAGACAACAAACUUGACGAUACAGACCAUGUCAGAAGAGGACGGACAGAAAAAAGAGCAAAGAUCUCACUUGCAACAAAGCAGAGAGAGACAUGA
This is a messenger RNA of Aptenodytes forsteri (emperor penguin), 1593 nucleotides long. RefSeq names its product chromosome unknown C11orf16 homolog (gene CUNH11orf16). The record is from RefSeq and is a predicted model, not a curated record. The transcript has 7 exons. Lineage: Eukaryota; Metazoa; Chordata; Aves; Sphenisciformes; Spheniscidae. The coding region runs from base 1 to 1593 and encodes 530 amino acids.